AUGGGGGGCAAGAAAGAAACCAAGGCCGCUUACUUCGAGAAGCUCGAGGCGCUCCUCAAGGAGUACAAGAGCAUCUUCAUCGUCACCGUCGACAAUGUCUCGUCGCAGCAGAUGCACGAGAUCCGCCAGUCUCUGCGCGGCGAGGGUGUCGUCCUCAUGGGAAAGAACACCAUGGUCCGCCGUGCUCUGAAGGGUCUUGUCGGUGACAACCCAGAGUACGAGCGCCUUCUUCCCCACGUCAAGGGCAACGUUGGCUUCGUCUUCACCAACGCCGACCUCAAGGCCACCCGUGACAAGAUCCUGUCCAACCGUGUCGCCGCCCCUGCUCGUGCCGGUGCCGUUGCCCCUGGCGAUGUGUUCAUUCCCGCCGGAAACACUGGUAUGGAACCCGGAAAGACGUCUUUCUUCCAGGCUCUCGGUGUCCCCACCAAGAUUGCCCGUGGUACCAUUGAAAUCACCACCGAGUUGAAGCUCAUCGAGGCCGGUAACAAGGUCGGUGCCUCCGAGGCCACCCUGCUCAACCUGUUGAACAUCUCUCCCUUCACCUACGGUAUGGGUAUCUACCAGAUCUACGACAACGGCCAGACCUUUGACGCUUCCGUCUUGGACAUUGGCGAGGAGCAGCUCCUCAAGACCUUCACCUCGGCCAUCACCGCCAUUGCCAGUAUCUCUCUGGCUAUCAGCUACCCUACCCUGCCCUCGGUUAUGCACUCGGUUGUCAACUCGUACAAGAAGGUCCUCGCCGUCGCCAUCGAGACCGACUACGAGUGGGACGAGAUCUCCGAGCUCAAGGACCGCAUUGCCAACCCCGACAAGUACGCUUCCUCUGCCCCCGCUGUCGGUACCACUACUGGCGGUGACGCCCCUGCCGCUAAGGAGGAGGCCAAGGAGGAGGAGAAGGAGGAGUCCGAGGAUGAGGACAUGGGCUUCGGUCUGUUCGACUAA
This is a messenger RNA of Exserohilum turcica Et28A, 945 nucleotides long. RefSeq lists its product as uncharacterized. Gene Ontology annotation, molecular function: structural constituent of ribosome; large ribosomal subunit rRNA binding. NCBI's taxonomy places the organism in Eukaryota, Fungi, Ascomycota, Dothideomycetes, Pleosporales, Pleosporaceae. The transcript is spliced from 3 exons. Gene Ontology annotation, biological process: ribosomal large subunit assembly; ribosome biogenesis; cytoplasmic translation. Gene Ontology annotation, cellular component: cytosolic large ribosomal subunit. The record is from RefSeq and is a predicted model, not a curated record. Bases 1 to 945 code for a protein of 314 amino acids.